Candidula unifasciata is the source of this 1800-nucleotide messenger RNA. The record is from the annotation of a GenBank genome assembly. Lineage: Eukaryota; Metazoa; Mollusca; Gastropoda; Stylommatophora; Geomitridae.
AUGAAAGAUUACACGAUGAAAGUAAUAUUGUUCCUGUUCACUAUCUGCGCCGCACAGGGAGCAGUUCAUAUGGUCGGUGGAUUCAGAGAAAUACCCUUGGAAGAUGUGCCAAAAGACCCGUACUUACAAAAGGAAAUUGACACAGGUUUACAGAUAGCUGCUACAAGAAUGAAUGCAGUGAAAACUGCAAAUGGAACUAAGAAUGAGAAACCACUGAAAAUUCUGCAACUUCUGCAAGUAUUUAGUCAGGUUGUUUCAGGAGUGAACUACAAGCUGGUCGUAAAAGUAGACAUUGAUGGCCAGAAUAAAACAUGUGGCAUGUGUGUCACCCAUCUGGCACCCUGGUUAAAUGGUGGAACUUGGCUGUUGAGACCUUGUAGUGAAAAUGACCCAUGCAGUCCCUUUAUCCCGAGGGAUCACCCAAGAUCUCCCAGGUCUGUGUCUCUGCUGGGAGGCCCGCAUGAGGUGGAUACAAAUGAUAACAUGGCUCAGCAGGCAGCACAAUGGGCAGUUGAGCAUAUUAAUAAGAUGUCCAACUCUCUGUUUAUGCAGAGUCUACUGAAAGUCACUCACGCGACAGAGCAGGUUAUCAAUGGCUUACGUUAUCAUUUCUUGCUGACUACUGUAUUUACGUCCUGUCGUAAUGCACCAGAGAAUCACCACAAGACACUAAGUGAAUGUCUUGCUACUACAGAAUCAAAGCCACAAGAAUGUGAUGUGUCUGUCAUCUACUCUCAGAACAAGUACACCAUGGAAAACUUCAAGUGCAAACCUCACAGAGAAGCUGUUGAGAAUGUCCAAAAGAGAUCAGCAGUUGCAAGAAUGGAAAUUUUGGGAGGUGAUAACCAUGAUUACCUCCCACACGGAGAUGACAAGUGUGCUGAACAUGUGCCUGCAUUCAAAGAAUUCAAAAUCCAAUACGAUCGUCUCUAUGGAUCACCUGCUGAGGAAGCCCGUCGAUUUAAAAUCUUCUGUGACAACAUGGAGAAAGUCAAGAUUAUUCAGUCAGUUGAGCAGGGAUCAGCUCAGUAUGGUGCUACAAAGUUUGCAGAUCUUAGUGAGGAAGAAUUCAAGAAAAUGCAUCUAGGGUUCAAACCACCAGUGUCUCUUAAGCGUCAGUGGCCUCAGGCGAAAAUUCCAGAAGGCCCAAUCCCUGACAGCUGGGACUGGAGAGAACAUAAUGCAGUGACCCCAGUGAAGAAUCAGGGCUGGUGUGGGUCCUGCUGGGCUUUCUCAACCACUGGGAACAUUGAAGGCCAGUGGGCCAUUAAUUCACCAUCACACCAACUGUUGUCCCUCUCUGAGCAAGAACUUGUGGAUUGUGACAAGCUUGACCAGGGUUGCAAUGGGGGCUUUAUGUAUGAUGCUUAUGAGGCCAUUAAGGAUCUUGGUGGCAUUGAAACAGAGACGGACUACAAGUACACAGGGGAGGAUGGGAAAUGUCAGUUCAACAAGUCUGAGGUGGUUGCCAAGGUGACUGGAGCUGUCAACAUCAGCAAGAAUGAAGAAGAUAUGGCAGCUUGGCUAUACAAAAAUGGACCUAUUUCUAUUGGUAUCAACUCAUUUCCCAUGCAGUUUUACAAGUGGGGAAUUGCACAUCCUUGGAAGUUCUUCUGUGACCCGAAUGCCCUUGAUCAUGGUGUUCUCAUCGUUGGCUAUGGAAAGAAGGGCAAGGAACCAUACUGGAUCAUCAAAAAUAGCUGGGGCUCUAACUGGGGAAGAGAAGGCUACUACUACAUCUACAGAGGGGAUGGCAGCUGUGGUCUCAACACCAUGUGCUCAUCAGCCACUGUUGCGUAG